Molecule: messenger RNA, 510 nt
Organism: Cynara cardunculus var. scolymus (artichoke)
Lineage: Eukaryota; Viridiplantae; Streptophyta; Magnoliopsida; Asterales; Asteraceae
Exons: 3
Coding region: 1-510 (169 amino acids)
Source: RefSeq, a predicted model, not a curated record
AUGGCGUUUACAUCGUCUUCCGGCCCUCCACUGUAUACAUGGAUUCCUCUACAAAUACUGCCCUCACUAAACCUUCUUCUUCAUCCUGCCCUUCCUCUCCUCUCCCAUUUCUACUCCAAACCCACAUAUCCAGAUCACCAUCAACUUCAUCUAGACAUGGCCAAGCAAAAUAUUGUCGUGAAGGUGUCCAUGAACAACGACAAGAAAACUCGUAAGGCUCUCAAGAUCGUGGUUGGUGUCUCCGGGGUGGAAUCAGUGGCUUUGUUUGGUUCAGAUAAAGAUCAAAUCAAGGUCACGGGUGAAGGAAUUGACUCGGUCGAACUGGCGAUGCUGCUAAGGAAAGGUGUAGGAUGCACAGAGCUGGUGAGUGUUGGUCAGGUGGAGGAGAAGAAACCCGCUACCACCACCACCACUGCUGCUGCCGCCAGUCAAACUCCAGCUACGGUGGUGCCGCUGCAAGUUUAUCCUCACCAUUAUAGCUGCUAUGGAGGGCCGUACUACCAUUUCUAA